UUCUGCUACAAUUUUUACUUCCUCUUCUCCCUUCCUCCUCUCCCACCCCUUAAGCCUCUGCAUUUCUUUCCCUCUAUUUUCUCCCUCACCCUUUCUUCUUCUGCCUUACCCAAACCCUGCCCUCUUUUUCUUUCCUAAUCCUACCCAUUUGGUUCUAUGUGUUUUUUUCCCCUUUGCAUCACAACAAUUUCUCCUUUGAAUCUCGAUGCAUGAUUAAUACCUAUAACAUAUGUUCAUGUGUCACAUAAUUAAUGUCUCCAGUCCUCAGUGAAAUCCUUCGUUCCGGGUUUAUGAUCAAUUCCUCCCUCAGACGCAGGACCCACUUAGUUCAAUCUUUCUCCGUUGUCUUCCUCUAUUGGUUCUAUGUGUUCUCAUAAUUAACCCACCCAACACCACUUUACCUUAUAUUAGUAUAUGGUCCUAUAUCUUAGUAAUCAUAAUAAUAAUUGUAGCUUAAAUCACUUCUUAUCUCGGGUCUCAAUUAGAAUUUGCAAUUUUUGUUUUUUUUUUUUUCAAGUUUGGUGUAAAUUAUAUGAUAUGAUGGCCUCAUCCAGUGGAACCUCGAGCAUGUCUACGAAAGAGGAGGAUUUGCAGGUUCUGAUGGAACAAAGAAAAAAGAAGAGAAAGCAAUCGAACCGCGAAUCAGCGAGAAGAUCGAGGAUGCGAAGGCAGCAACACGUGGACGAUCUCAUUGCACAAGUGGAGCGUCUCAAAAGGGAAAAUAGCAUAAUCAUGGCCAAAGUGAACGUCACCACCCAACACUAUCUCAAGGUGGAGGCCCAAAACCUCAUCCUCAGGGCCCAGAAAACUGAACUCACCCAAACCCUGCAAUCACUCAACGAUAUCACCUACCUCAUCAACUCAACCACCACCGAUCAUUAUAAUUAUUAUGAUACUAAUAAUAAUUAUUAUUAUUAUGACAAUAAUAAUUUCAUCAACACCAUGCACAUGGCCUAUGUUAACCAACCAAUUGUGGCUGCUGCAGACAUGUUUCAGUGGUGAAAUAUCUCACAAAUUAAGGAAUGGUUCGUACUGUUUUGAUUGUACUAGUGUUUCUGUUUGGUAAAUAUAAAAAAUGUUAGUGGCACCUGCUCUACUACUAGGGUGAGGCAAUGUUUAUUAUUGACAUAUCAUUAUUGUUACUAGAGUGCCAGAACUUUUGCUACGGUGUGCUUAAAUAAUGGAAUCAAAUCACAUGAUGGCAUUUGAUUAAGUCAUAAAGUUCUGUUGCUUGUUCACCAGAGUCGCAUGUUACAUGCUACAUGCCACUGUCCAGUGUUUUGGAAAAAUGGAUGUCGGUGUAAGUCAUAAGUGCAUUCUCUGCUUUCUUUUGUUUCUUUUUUUCUUUUUUUCUUUUCAUAUAUUAAUAUAAUAAUGCGUAUGUUAUUA
Cajanus cajan (pigeon pea) is the source of this 1389-nucleotide messenger RNA. Its product is annotated as bZIP transcription factor 11. Gene Ontology annotation, cellular component: nucleus. NCBI's taxonomy places the organism in Eukaryota, Viridiplantae, Streptophyta, Magnoliopsida, Fabales, Fabaceae. Gene Ontology annotation, molecular function: DNA-binding transcription factor activity; transcription cis-regulatory region binding. The record is from RefSeq and is a predicted model, not a curated record. Gene Ontology annotation, biological process: positive regulation of DNA-templated transcription.